AUGGAACUAAAGGUUGGUGAUGAUGGAAACAGACAACACUAUGGAAGUGCCUUGUGUUGGUGGUUAACAGUCUCUGUGGUAGCUAUCCUCGUAGUUGGUGCUGGUGUUUUUACUAUACUUGCCAAGUUUCAUCAUCAUUCUCAUUCACCUCAACUCUCCAACAUCAAUACCAAAUAUGUCUCUUCUCUUCAAUUAGCCCUUCGGUUUUUCGAUGUCCAAAAGUCUGGUAAGGUGGAGAAUAAUAGGGUUUCGUGGAGAGGGGAUUCAGGGCUAAGAGAUGGGAGAGAAGAGAAUUUGGAUUUGUCUAAAGGAUUAUAUGAUGCUGGUGAUCUUGUGAAGUUUGGGUUUCCAAUGGCUUUCACUGCUACUGUUUUGUCUUGGGCUAUUCUUGAAUAUGGACAUCAUAUGGAUGCAGUGAAGCAGCUAGAUUAUGCAAUGGAAUCUCUCAAGUGGAUCACUGAUUAUCUUGUUAAUGCUCAUCCUUUCGCUGAUAUCCUUUACAUUCAGGUAGGGGAUCCUGAGGUGGACCACAAUUGCUGGGAAAGGCCUGAAAACAUGACUGAGAAAAGACCAGUCAUUCAAGUUAACUCAUCUUUCCCAGGAACAGAAGUUGCGGCAGAAACAGCAGCUGCACUAGCCUCGGCGUCUCUAGUUUUUAAGGAAAUUAAUCUCACUUACUCUCUGAUUCUCCUUGAACAUGCUCAGCAACUGUUUACUUUUGCUGAUACAUACAAAGUUUCCUACAGUGUCAGUGUUCCUCAAGUUGGGAAAUACUAUAACUCAUCAGGUUAUGAGGAUGAACUUUUAUGGGCAGGUAGCUGGCUUUAUCAUGCAACAAAGGAUCCAUCAUACUUAGAUUACGUGACAGAGAAGAACGAGAAUGAAUUUGGAAGUUUAGGAAGUGUAUCUUGGUUUAGUUGGGAUGAUAAGCAUGCUGCAACUCAGGUUCUUUUGUCUAGAGUAAACUUUUUCGGAGCUAGAGAUAUACCAGAUGUAGAGAACCUUGACCUUCAAAAGUAUAGAGAAACCGCUGAAAUACUCAUGUGCAAGCUUCUACCAGAUUCACCAACAGCCACAACCAACAGAACCAAAAGUGGAUUGAUUUGGGUGGUACCAUGGAACUCUCUGCAACAUUCAGUGGCGUCUGCAUUCUUAUCUGUUCUUUAUAGCGAUUACAUGUUGACAUCUCAAACUGAAAAUCUAUAUUGUAGCGGGAAAAUGUAUAAGCCAAUAGACCUCCGAAAAUUCGCAAUUUCUCAGGUAGAGUAUGUGUUGGGAGAAAAUCCAAUGAGGAUGAGUUAUCUUGUAGGAUAUGGAAGUGAGUAUCCUAGAUAUAUACAUCAUAGAGGAUCUUCAAUUCCAGUUGAUGCUAAAACUGGUUGCAGGGAUGGAUUCAAGUGGUAUGAUUCACCCGAGCCUAAUCCUAAUGUGGCAUUUGGAGCUUUGGUAGGGGGUCCCUUUUUCAAUGAGACAUAUGAUGAUUUUAGGAACAACUCAAUGCAGGGUGAGCCAACUACUUAUAGUAAUGCACUUUUGGUUGGUCUUUUAUCUGGCUUGGUUGCCACUUCCUCUGUAGCUUGGUCUUUCUAA
Molecule: messenger RNA, 1590 nt
Organism: Lathyrus oleraceus (garden pea)
Lineage: Eukaryota; Viridiplantae; Streptophyta; Magnoliopsida; Fabales; Fabaceae
Product: endoglucanase 2
Exons: 6
Coding region: 1-1590 (529 amino acids)
Biological process (GO): carbohydrate metabolic process
Molecular function (GO): hydrolase activity, hydrolyzing O-glycosyl compounds
Source: RefSeq, a predicted model, not a curated record